UCAUUGUGAUAUUUUACUGAUUUCUUUUUUUAGGUAACCGCAUAUUGGAUACAUGGCUCACACAAAUGAAUCGGUGGUGUCUGAGUUUGUACUGUUGGGACUCUCUAAUUCCCGGGAACUUCAAAUUUUCUUUUUUGCCAUCUUUUCUGUAGUCUAUGUGACAUCAGUGCUAGGCAAUGUCUUAAUUAUUAUCAUUAUUUCUUUUGACUCCCGUUUGAACUCUCCUAUGUACUUCUUGCUCAGUAACCUUUCUUUCAUUGAUAUCUGUCAGUCUAACUUUGCCACCCCCAAGAUGCUUGUAGACUUUUUUGUUGAGCACAAGACUAUCUCCUUUGAGGGUUGCAUGGCCCAGAUAUUCCUCCUUCACAGUUUUGUUGGGAGUGAGAUGAUGUUGCUCGUGGCUAUGGCAUAUGACAGAUUUAUAGCCAUAUGUAAGCCCCUGCACUACGGUACAAUUAUGAACCAGAGGCUAUGUAUAAUUUUUGUGUCUAUUUCCUGGGCGGUGGGUAUUCUUCAUUCUGUGAGCCACUUGGCUUUUACAGUGGACCUGCCAUUCUGUGGUCCCAAUGAGGUGGAUAGCUUCUUUUGUGACCUUCCCUUGGUGAUAGAGCUAGCUUGCAUGGAUACAUAUGAAAUGGAAAUUAUGACCCUAACAAAUAGUGGACUGAUAUCAUUGAGCUGUUUUCUGGCUUUAAUUAUUUCCUACACGAUCAUUUUGAUCAGUGUCCGACGCAGGUCCUCCAGUGGGUCAUCCAAGGCUCUUUCUACAUUAACUGCCCACAUCACAGUGGUGAUUCUUUUCUUUGGGCCUUGCAUUUAUUUCUAUAUAUGGCCUUUUAGCAGACUUUCUGUAGACAAAUUUCUUUCUGUCUUCUACACUGUUUGUACUCCCUUGUUGAACCCCAUCAUCUACUCUCUGAGGAAUGAAGAUGUUAAAUCAGCCAUGUGGAAGCUGAGAAACCAUCAUGUGAACUCCUGGAAAAACUAAGAUUGCUAUGAAGAAGCAUAAUCCUGAAUUAGAAUGAAGAUCCUCCAGUGUAUCACAGUGUCAUGCCAACCAUC
Molecule: messenger RNA, 1062 nt
Organism: Cercocebus atys (sooty mangabey)
Lineage: Eukaryota; Metazoa; Chordata; Mammalia; Primates; Cercopithecidae
Product: olfactory receptor 4K1
Exons: 1
Coding region: 53-988 (311 amino acids)
Biological process (GO): G protein-coupled receptor signaling pathway
Cellular component (GO): membrane
Molecular function (GO): G protein-coupled receptor activity; olfactory receptor activity
Source: RefSeq, a predicted model, not a curated record